UUAGCGUUGGUUCCCCGGUUGCCGGGUUUGAGUGCUCGGCGCGGCGUUAGCAAGCGAUCAGUUCAGACAGGAACAGGAAGUAAAAAGGAGAGUUGAUUCGAGGCAAGGAGCAUAUCUGUUGCUUUUUCCACGCGGUUAGCACAUUUGUUCAGGUGCAGUUAGAGUUACAAUUUCACAAUUAAUGCCAUGUUACCUGCGUUCCUUGUUCAUUUAACUAGCGGCAACAGGAUAAGUGAACGAGUCAACAGAAACCAAUACCCGCGAGGCCCGGUUUAGUAAAGUUUUGAACGACUCGGUCAACACUCGCCAUCAUCACUACCCAGCUGCAUUUGUUGGACGCACUCAGCCAGGAUGGACGUCGGACCUGGACACCACAUGGAGGUGAAGCGUCGUGCAGUCAAGUUGUCGGUCCAUCCAUCCAGGGGACUGGUGGACGAGAAGUUUGUCAUUGUGGUCCAGAGUGCGCCCCCUGGUAUCCAGCUCACCGUCCACGCCUUCCACCGCUGCGAGGAUGGACACGGCUGGGAGGCGUUCGCUCACUACGUGUCUGAUGCCAGCGGCUCUGUUAACGUGUUGCAGGAUGCCAGCAUGGGGGGGACGUACUCCGGGGUGGAACAGAUGGGUCUCCUGUGGAGCCUCAGACCAGUUCCAGGCAGCAAACCUGGACUCAGGUUGAGGAAGAUGAACGUGCAGACCCCCAUGGAGUUCACCAUCUCAGUGCAUCGGGGUUAUCGAACUGAGGGCUUCCUGGACCAGGUGGCCCUGGCCUCUCAGGUGGUGGAGCGCUGGUACAUGGCGCCCGGCGUCCGCAGGAUCCCCGUCACAAAGGACGGACUGUCGGCCACCCUCUUCCUUCCCUCAGGACCUGGACCGUUCCCUGGAGUCUUGGACUUGUGGGGGGGCGGAGGGAGUUUAGUGGAGUUUCGAUCUGCGCUGCUCUCCUCCCACGGUUUCGCCUCGCUGGCCCUCGACUACCUGAGCCCCAGGAUCAGCCAGGAGACGGGCAAGAUGGUGGACGACUCAUAUUUCGAGAAGGCGCUGAGAGUCCUGCAGAGACACCCUCAGGUGGUCAGCAGCAGGACAGCAUUGGUGGGCCUCUGCCUGGGCAGCAGCUUCUGCCUGAAGAUGGCCGCUGACCCCUCAAGCAUGAAGCCUCGGUGUUUGGUGUGCGUCAGCGCGACUCAUGUGAUUCCAUCGCCGACAACAUUUGACUACCGGAACCAAGCUUCUGGAAAGUGUCGCCGCAACGAAGACAACGAGGUGAUCUCUCGCGACGUGCUGCUGCCGCUUCCGACUGACCCCGCCCUCAAAGUGGACGUGGGACGACUGCAGUGUCCUCUGCUGCUGAUUGUAGGCCGGGACGACCAGAAUAUACCCGCCUACGAGUCUGCUCUGGAUAUGAAGGAGAUGAUGGAGCGGGCGGGGAACAGCCACCUCCUGACGGUGGUGUCCUACCCGCACGCCGGUCACCUCAUUGAGCCUCCAUACUCGCCACACACCAGAGCCAGCUUCUUCCGCUCCAUCAUGGCAGGACAGAAGAGUGCAUUCACUUUCAAGGCACUGUGGGGCGGACAGAUGGCGGGUCAUAGUCACGCUCAGGAGGACGCCUGGAAGAAGACGCUGGACUUCCUAUGGGAGCACCUCUACUGCAGCGUGACCCCGCCCAGGGCACACCUCUAAGUGUCGUUCCUGCUGUCAGGAACUCAAAAGAUGAUUUACGUCCUGAUUGCAAUUUAUGCACAAUCCACUACUCACCAGCAGGGGGAAGCAAUGUAUUAGUUAUCACACACAAAAACAGUGAUUUUUUUUAAAGGCUAAUUUUAGGUGUUUGAUCUUGUACCUAAUG
Molecule: messenger RNA, 1846 nt
Organism: Dunckerocampus dactyliophorus (ringed pipefish)
Lineage: Eukaryota; Metazoa; Chordata; Actinopteri; Syngnathiformes; Syngnathidae
Product: peroxisomal succinyl-coenzyme A thioesterase-like
Exons: 11
Coding region: 352-1680 (442 amino acids)
Biological process (GO): acyl-CoA metabolic process; fatty acid metabolic process
Molecular function (GO): fatty acyl-CoA hydrolase activity
Source: RefSeq, a predicted model, not a curated record